This is a messenger RNA of Alexandromys fortis (reed vole), 4572 nucleotides long. Its product is annotated as transcription factor BTF3-like. The record is from RefSeq and is a predicted model, not a curated record. The transcript has a single exon. Gene Ontology annotation, cellular component: cytosol; nascent polypeptide-associated complex. Lineage: Eukaryota; Metazoa; Chordata; Mammalia; Rodentia; Cricetidae. The coding region runs from base 1425 to 1940 and encodes 171 amino acids.
GCCUGCAUGCUGCCAUGCUUCCUACCAUGACAAUACUAGAUUAAACCUCUGAACUGUAAGUCAGCCCAAGUUAAAUGUUUUCCUUUAUAAGAAUUGCCGUGGGCAUGGUGUCUCUUCACAGCAAUAGAAACCCUAAGAUACCAGUGCUUAAGAAGGUGAAGUAGCAGGAUGGUGAGUUGCAGGCCAACACAAACAUAAAAUCUACCAAAUGUCAAAUACCAUAACUCUUAAUUUAUUCUAUCUAACCAGUUUUAUAUAGUAAGCUAUACUCUAGACCUUUGCAACAGGGAGGCUCAAAAUCCCACAUCUAGUCUGUGGUUUCAUACCCUGCAAAGUCCACCAGUACCUCUCAUCUCCCAUAUUCCAAUCUCAUAUAAGUGCUAUUCCAAUCAAGUGUAGACUAGAGGACUACCUACCAAACAUAGGGUGGGAGCUCUGCUUCAGAGAAUCGAUAGGGCAAAACUUCUACAUAAAUGUUGGAAAAGUUGAAAUGGCGUAGGAAGCCAUGUUCUCUUAGCAUCACUGGUAGAUAAGGUGUUACUAUGCACGAAGUGGCUUGUUACACUUAUCCACUCUGGCUUAGGUACACUCUUCAAACCAUAGAUAUUCUUUCUGAAAAGAUUACAAUUAUUUGGGAAGGACUUUGAUAAGUUCAUACCUAAAGUCAUUAUUAAGAACAAUGGAGAACUAUACAACAACUAGAGUAACAAGCAUCUAAUGGGCACUAUAAUCAGUAACAACAAGCAGACAUUCCUCAAGCCUAUUAAGACUAUUCCAAAAUAGAAAAUAUGCUAGUUUAUAAGCAUGUAUUAAUAAACCUAAAGUUGCUGAAAAUAUUAUUUCCUAAUAGAAUUAAAUUAACAUCAUAAAAUGUGGGAAAUAUAUAAUAAAUAUGUAGAAAAUAAAAAAUAGUCUAAAUUUUCAAAGUAAUCAAGUCAUCAGUACAAGGCCAUCCAGGACUCUAUAAGAUGCUGCUCUGGGCGGUGGUAGUAUGUGCCUUUAAUUCCAGCACUCUGGAGGCAGAGGUAGGUGGAUCUCUGUAAGUUUAAGGCCAGCCUGGUCUACAGAGUGAGUUCCAGGACAGUCAGAGAUACACAGAAAAACCCUGUUUCAAGAAAACAAAAGCAGGGCUGGAGAGAUGGCUCAGAGGUUAAGAGCACUGACUGCUCUUCCAGAGUUCCUGAGUUCAAUUCCCAGCAACCACAUGGUGGCGCACAGCCAUCUAUAAUGAGAUCUGUUGCUCUUGUCUGGCCUGCAAGCUCACAUGGAAGGAAUGUGGUAUACAUAAUAAAUGAAUAAGCCUCUAGCCGCCAUCUUGUGUCCCCGCGUGUGUGCACCUUAUCACCUUAUCUCAGCCGGUCCGCCCGAGACCCCCUGAGUGCAAACCCUAGUCCCCCUCGCGGCCCCAUUUCCACUCUGACAAGAUGAAAGAAACGAUCGUGAACCAGGAAAAACUGGCCAAGCUGCAGGUACAAGUGCGCAUUGGUGAGAAAGGAACUGCUCGCAGAAAGAAGGUGGUUCAUAGAACAGCCACAGCAGAUGAAAAAAAAAAAAAAAAAGAAAAAAAAAAAAAAAAACAACUGCAGUUCCCCUUAAAGAAGUUAGGAGUGAACAGUAUCUCUAGUAUUGAAGAGGUGAACAUGUUCACAAACCAAGGAACAGUGUUCCAUUUUAACAACCCUAAAGUUCAGGCGUCUCUGGCAGCAAACACCUUCACCGUUACAGGCCACGCCGAGACAAAGCAACUGACAGAAAUGCUUCCCAGCAUUCUAAACCAGCUUGGGGCAGACAGUCUGACUAGUUUAAGGAGACUGGCUGAAGCUCUGCCCAAACAAUCUGUGGAUGGAAAAGCAGCCCUUGCUACUGGAGAGGACGAUGAUGAUGAAGUCCCAGAUCUGGUGGAGAAUUUUGAUGAGGCUUCUAAGAAUGAGGCAAACUGAACGGAGGCGACUUCUGAAGAACUGACACUUGCAGAAGUUACAGGAGCUGCUAUUUUAUAUCAUGGCUGCUUUUUAAAGGUCUUUUGUUUAUGGAUUUGAUCAAACCUAGAUCGCUAAUAUUUUUAAGCCCAAGCCCCUUGGACACUGCAGCUCUUUUCAGUUUUUACUUAAACACAAUUCAUUCUUUGCAGCGAAUUAAGCUGAAGAAGCCUGGGAAUAAAGUUUGGAAAAGGGUUAAUAAAAUUCUUUGCCUAGAAAAAAAUAAAAAGAAAAUCAGUUUUCUUCAAUGGAAUAUAACUGGGAAUACUCAAUACAUUCCAGUGUAGGCUUCAUAACAAGCAGUAGCUGGCCAAUGCAAACCUUAUGCCAUGUGUUCAUUUUGUAUUUUCGUCUUUCUAGUAUUAAGAUUUUUUUCAGAGAGAUAGAGAAAGCAAAGAUUGAACAAGUGGGCAGGUAGAGAUGUGGGAAACAAAGGGAGUAGAAAACGUUGUUGAAGGGAGAAAUCAUGAUAAAUUUAUUUUAUGAGAAUUUUUUCAAAUUAAUCCUAGAUUAAUUUAUACCUUUAAUAGAUUAAUUAUAUCUCUAAAGGUUUGUACAUAUGAGAGGGACAUUAGCCACCCUGGCCCUUUAAGACUAUAUGUCUUGACUCUGGUUCUUUGCUCAUAAUGUGACAUUCAUCUCCGGUAGCUACGGAAACAAGAAUUUUUAAAGUCACUCUCAUACUGGGCAGUCACUAGCAUUGGCCUUCAUAGAAGGGGAGAGAGGCAAGUAUUUUAUGUUUUCUACAUGGUUUCUGUUAAAAGCUUUCAAUUUCAGGAGACAUAGAAGGUCAAAGAAGUCAAUGACCUAAGAUUCAACUCUUUGUUGAUGUCGUGUCUGUGUCAGUAAAUCCUACCGAAUAUAAGUACUGGGAAUCCCUGUGGAGCUGUGAAGGCGCUGUAGCCUGUGUUGACCUUUAUACAUUUGUAGUUUCCUGAAACUGAGGAUGUGAAUUAGACUUUCUGUGUUUUUUUCUGUUUAUAUAAUGGGGUAAUGAUUGUGUGAAUCUCAUUGGAGGGUCAGGACUAUCAGAUGGGCUAAUAUCCCUGAAGAAUAUAAAUGAGGCUUCAACUAAGCAAAGCAGAGGAAGGGGUUGGUUUGUGUGAACCAGGGGUUGAUGGUGAGACACCAUUCUGAGCUGAAAUAUCUGCCUAACAGAACUUCUUUUACUGAAGGUGAUUCAACUCUUGUGUGACUCCCUGUCUGUUCAUCAUUUCCUGCUAUUUGGAAGAUAUUUAUGAUCUCGACAUUUCUCAAAUGGAUCUCUUCCUCCUUGACAAACAAAGGUAAAAGCUUAAGAUGAGCUUCAUGGGGGGUUUCAAAUCGGAUCUUUAUGAAGCAUAAGCACCUCCUCCAUAGGUUUCAGACAUGGGCAAAACUAAAUCUUGCCAUGCUAGCUCAUUUGUCUUGCACAACAGAAUUUCCCACCCUGAUUCUGGUUGUGCUUCAAAACUCACUGAUUCUGACAUCAAAAGGCUCAGAUCUGCCUUAACAAGGAAGAGGGCAUGGGUAGGGUGUUACUCAAUUCAUACUAGAUUUUAAAGACACCUUGCUGCUAUGACUUCCCAGUUUAGUAGAGCUACUGCAUUCACCCUGUUAGGAAGUACAUUCCACAGAGAAUGUGGAAUAGUGGGAAGCUGGUAGGGAAAUUUUUGUGGCAAGGAGGUACAGUUUGUAGUGCACUCAAACCUUCUGCAUUGGAGGUGGCAAUGUUAUCAUGUACAUGCCUGAACUUUAUUUAUGCUCAAGAACACAGUGACAUCCUUCAGGGCAUAGGUAUUCAUGAACAUUAACCCUACAUCCAUUAACCCUACUUAUGAACCAAUAAGUGGUCUAAAUAAAUUGGUGCAUACAGUAAACAUAUAGUAUUAAUUUGGUGCUGGAGAAGAUAGUUUCUCACACAAGACAGUUGGGACACUUCAUAUUCAGCAAUGAAAUGAAGGUAAUUUUCUAAUGUGUAUGUUUGAGUAAGUCAUGGGAAAUGAUUGAAAUAUCCAUGAGGGCUCAUGUUUCACAUACAGAUUUUAAUUUUGGUCACAUAAUAAUAAUUCGGGUUUUCCAAUAUGUUUUCCGAUAACACAUACACUAGCAUACGCAUGUAGAAAUAUAGAAGACAAUAUAGGUGAAUUAAAUUUGUGUAAGUUCACUACCAUAAUUUAUAGAUAUUUGUGCAUUCUUCUGCUUAUACCUCCCAUUUAAACUAUUUAUCUUAUUUGUGUAUUGUAAACACUGCUUAAUUAAACGCCAUUUAACAUGUGUUGUAAAUUAUUGAGUAUUAAUUCCAAGCAUUAACAUGUUUAGUUAACAAAUCUGCACAUUUCAGCAUUUGAUAGAUAAAUAGUGAAAUCGCUAAUCAAAACCUCUUAUAGAGGGAACUUUGGCCAUAAGUAUAUUAAUUAAAUACAACUUUAUGUGACAGCAAGGACAAGGUAUGAGAACUUAUUGCUCUGUAAACCAUGACUCAUUUUGUUUUCCACUGUCCCUUGUGUUCCUGACUUGACUAUAUACUUGUUCAAUUUCAUUUUCAGACUUGCCAAUGCGAAGGAGUGCUUCUUCAAGUUUGGUGGCCUUCUUUGCUGCCUAUCAGCCUUGC